UGAAGACGUUUUUUAAGCGUUUGGAAGUUGGACAAUCCUUCUCCUAUAAAGCCGUUAGAGCCGGCAGACUGCUGGAUGCGUGGACGUGUGUUCUCUCAGCUGUCUGACUGGAACUACCUGAUAAUUAUCUGAGACUAGUUUCUUGACACAGAGCUGGUCCUUGUCUUCUGUAGAGAAAUGUGGCGCAGAUUUUCACUGCUGGUUUUAUGCUGUGCUGUAAGGGGUCUUGAUGCUCUGGAGGCGGACAGAAGCGCUGACCCCUGGCUGGAGAAGAUGCUGUUGGUCGAAGCAGCGGAACUGGGGAAAGCGGACAAGGAUGCUCCCCGCGCAGCUAAAGUAGAGGACACUAUGCAGGGAGGGGAGCAGCACUCCUCGGGAAGAGACGCUCCUGUUGUGGGUGCGGAGGGGAGAGCUCAGCAGGCCACCGCCGACCCUCUUGAAGAGGAGCUGGAUAACCAGGAGAAUAUCAUUAGCCAGCUGCUGGGCGACUAUGACAAAGUAAAGACUGUGUCAUCAGGGUCUGACUGUGUGUGUCGCUGCAUUGUUCGACCAAUCAAACGCUCUGACUGCAGUCGUAUCUAUGACAGCGACCAGGCAUCAUCUCCCCAAGAUUCUUACACGGUGGAGACCAUUACCAAGGGAACAGACUGCAAGAAGUGUGUGUGCAUGGCUCCACCUUCAGCUGUCAACCCCUGUGAGGGAGAGUACAGGUUUAAAAAGCUACAAGAGGCCAGCAAAGAUGACAUUAAGCUGGCGACUAUUAUUGACUUGUUGGAGGGCUCUCUGUAUGGAAUGGAUUUGUUAAAGCUCCACUCCGUCACCACCAAGCUGCUGACCAGGGUGGACAACAUGGAGAAGGGUAUUGCCCGUAAUUUUACUGAGAGAGUAAGAGAGAAAGAACGUGUGAAGGAAAGAGCAAAAGAAAAGGACAAAGAGAAGAAAGCCCAGCAGAAAAAAAAGAAAGUUAAUAAUAUGGAGCGUGAAGGACAGAAAAGUGGAGCAGCUGCCUACGGCAACAAGCAGAACAAUAAUGAAUGUCAGCUGAAGAAGAACCAACAGCAGGAUGGUCUGGAACAACAGCCAACCAGGAAUAAGACGGGAACUCAAAAGCCAAUCAAAGACAAGAACAGCAUGGUCAUCAAGGGUGUGACCUUUUACAAGGCCGAGGAGGAAAGCUACAAAGAGGAAGAGAAGGAUGAGAAAGGGAAAGGAAAAAAUAUGGACUUACUGAUCUCCGAGCCACCUACUUUGACAUUCCCCACCAAGAGUCCGGGUCCUUCAACCACUGUGAGCACACAACUAGACCUUCAGGACCUAUUAAGGAGGCCAAUCAGGCCUGCACCCACCCAGCAACCAACAGUUCCCCCAACUACCACCCAAAAAAACACAACUACAACCAAACCAGUUCCCACCACCACUAAACAAACGACUGAAUCUACCACUAACAUACCACCGACAACUCCAAAACCAACUACAAUCAAAACAGUUCCCACCACCACCACCACCAAACAAAUGACUGAAUCAACCACUAACAUACCACCAACAACUCCAAAACCAACUACAACCAAAACAGUACCAACCACCAUCAAACCAACAACUACUAUUCAGCCUACCCGGCACGUCAAUCAGCAUACCACCUCACUCUCGGAUACCAAUUUAGGUCCACCCAAUGAUGUGUCUCCCCCGGCAGAUACUCAGCCAGGAUCCAAAAGUCGGCUCAGCUGGACGGAAAGCCCUGCUGACAAACCAGGGACCACAAAAAAGCCUGCCGUGUGUAAGGACACAGUAGCCAGCAUCUCUGAACCGGUUCAGCAGAACUCUUACGGCCUCAGUGCUGGAGCUUGGAUGAGAGAUGCUCAUGGCCAUGGCAACGUCAUCUACCUUACUAAUGGUCACUAUGGCAACAACCUCCUAGAGUUCCGAGACAUGGACACCUUCAAAUCAGGUCAGGCAAGUAACUCAUACAAGCUGCCCUACAGUUUUACUGGAACUGGCCACGUUGUGUUAAAUGGAGCUUUCUACUACAACCGUGCCUUCAGCAGGGACAUCAUCAGAUAUGACCUGAGACACAGAUAUGUAGCCGCCUGGACCACACUACAUGAUGCUAUACUGGAGGAGCAAGUUCACCGGACACAAACUGAGGUGCAGUUUGCUGUUGAUGAGUCAGGCCUGUGGCUGCUCUACCCCGCUCUGGACACAGAAGGCUUCCACCAGGAAGUAAUCCUGCUCAUCCACCUCCGCCACCGAGACCUGCAGCCAAUACAGAGCUACCGCACAGGUCUUCGGCGCGGUCGCUACGGAAACAGCUUCCUGGUUUGCGGCGUGCUUUAUGCAGUGAACAGUAUGGAGCAUCGCUACGCUAAUGUCACAUAUGCCUUUGAUACACACACGCUCACACACACCGUGCCGAGCCUGGCGUUCACCAACAUGCACGCACACACCUCUCAGGUGGCUUACUGCCCAUUAGACAAGAAACUGUACGCAUGGGACAAUGCACACCAGAUGACGUAUGAUGUCAUCUUCGCCUAUUAGUACAAUGAAUGGACACACAGUUGGAAGAUUUAACAGCAAUCCAGCAUAUCCAGCGAAGAAAGCUGAGGACAGAAGACUUCCGAAAAUGACUGACAGAUAUUUAUCAAUGUUUGGUUUCUAAAUGACUGUGGAUCAGUCUAACUGAAUGUGUUUUUUAUAUUGACCUCUGCUGCUGCUUUGUCACACACACACACACACACACACACACACACACACACACACACACACACACACACACACACACACACACAUACACACACACCAAAGUCAGUAUCAAGCAGCAAGAGAAGCAUUUAACUAAAAAAACAAGUGGAAAUAUACAGAGGUUACAUGAAUGAAAAACUACAGUAUGUAUACAUGUCCCCCUGCAUACUCACACUGUGAUGGAGAAAUCACUGUGGAGUGAACAUGCAUGAGUACACACAUGUCCACUCCCAUAUUUAACACCAAUGGUUCUGAAAAAAGCUGUUAAUGACCCUGGUUAUCCUCUUCUUUAAGAACAUGUGCUUCUAGCAUUUGAGUUUGUGGACAAAAACACACUUUCUCACAUCAAGUUUAUUUUUCCUGAAUGAUGAUCAGUGUGCAUGAGCGUUUCCUAUACGUUUUCAGUUCUCUCUUUCUGGUAUGACCUUCCAUGAGUUCAGUGCUUGGCAACAGGAGUUAUUAGUAUCAUGUUAAGUGGGAUUGAUCUAGUCUUUGAAAAGUUCCACUUUCAUUAGAGUUAAAAAUCACAUUUUGUAAAGUUUAAGAGAGAGCACUAUUCACCUUUGGCUUUAAGACCACAACGUAUGAGCCUGUGUUUACCUUUUUAAGUUGAAAAUAAAUAAAUAAUCUUAACUCCACUCACUAGCUUGUUUAUAACUUCCAUUCUCAAAUAGAGGUGUGAAGUUAGGAAGACCUAGGCAUUGAGCAAGCAGGGUCGGUCGGAUGAAAGAUGCUAUUGGGUGGACAGGGAGGAUCCAGUGUUUUUGGGAAUAAAAGUCCAAAUAUCUUGGGCUCCGCUGCAUCAAUUUUGACCAACUCUGUCUCUUGUGAAUCACCUAACUUCAUGGAAGUGCAACAGUUCAGGGUUUCGGCCAUAAACAAAAUCCCUGAACUCCUAUACAGGCUUAUGCUACUAAAAAUCAAUAAGCUACUGUAAUCAGAAAUAUAACGUCAGAUAAAACCAGACAUGACAUUUUAAUUAGAGUAAAAACUGAUUCUGAUAAUGAGUUAUGAUAGACACUUCAUACUAUAUGCAUUGCCUAUGCAGAGUAAUGCCUUUAUUUUCAGGAUGUAAUGAAGCAGCAGCCUAUUUUUUUUUACAUGGUCAAAGUGUGUACUGUACUACAUUGUAUACUGGUUUAUUUGUAUUAUGUCUGCUUAGUGUGUUGCAUAUUUACCUUCACUCCUGUCCUGUAAUGUUCUUAUCAUAAGGUAUGGAGCUCUAACCCUGGUACAGUUAGGGCUUCAUCUACCAUUGAAGUUCAUUCAUUUAAAACCAUUUGUAAAUCUAAAGACAAGGUUGGUUUCAACUGCUUUAAUACAAGU
Molecule: messenger RNA, 4062 nt
Organism: Cottoperca gobio
Lineage: Eukaryota; Metazoa; Chordata; Actinopteri; Perciformes; Bovichtidae
Gene: olfml2bb
Product: olfactomedin-like 2Bb
Exons: 9
Coding region: 178-2532 (784 amino acids)
Biological process (GO): signal transduction
Source: RefSeq, a predicted model, not a curated record